Messenger RNA from Venturia canescens, 5835 nucleotides. It is a transcript of the gene Daxx, whose product is annotated as FK506-binding protein 5-like. Gene Ontology annotation, molecular function: histone binding. Lineage: Eukaryota; Metazoa; Arthropoda; Insecta; Hymenoptera; Ichneumonidae. Bases 97 to 5667 code for a protein of 1856 amino acids. The transcript is spliced from 6 exons. The record is from RefSeq and is a predicted model, not a curated record.
ACAGGAACGAACGCGUCCGUAUGUGUCUCUCAUUUCUCCCACCAGUCCACCAUAGAAUAUAGAAUGGACGUAAUGUGAAAUGUACACCAAUGAUAUAUGAUAUACGAUCGUAUAAUGGGGGACGAAGAUAUCAUUUGUUUAUCAUCCGACGACGAAACAGUCCCUGUGCAAUCUUCCGUAAAGAAAUCAGAGCCUGUCAAACCGGAUUUGGCAACAGUAGUGCAUCAACCUGAAAGUCUUAAGAGAAAGUCCCAUGUUCCAACUGAACAAAAACUGGGUCAGAUUAAAAAGCCAAGAGUGUCUUGCAACGGUCUUGGACCAGGAACUUCCAUUCCCUCGCCUGAGAAACCCACCCAGAGAGUUUUGGAGUUGUCCUCUAAAGUAGAACCAAACAAAACCACUAAAAAAUUAAACAUCAAUGGAAUUCUAUUUUCAAGAACCACCGUUGAUCCAAGAGUUUUCCAGAACGAGAAAAGUGAAUCUAAAAAUAACAGCAAUACAGUAAUAUCUUCCAACAAUGCCAAACUGAUGGUCAAGAAUCCAGUAUCCAUAAACUCUCAAUUUAACCAAUCAUCCAACGCUCGGCUGUUGGUGAACACUAGUUCCAAUAAUGAACUCAAUGCGUCAAAAACUUUGGAAGAUAAGAAAAAAGCAGAAAAAACUAUUGAAAAUUCUGAAAAUAGAACAAAACAUUCUGGUACCGCAUGGGCAAAAGAUGGAUCAACCAAUUUUUCAGAUGUACGUGUCAAACGAAUGGAAAAUUCAUCGAAUGUUUUGGUCUCAAAAGUUCAAGAGGAAAAGUCGUCAGCUGCAUUAAAUUUACCAGUAUUGCAUCAUCAAUCAAGGGACAACGAAAGAGUGAAGACCCAUCCCAUAAAUGACACACCAAAAUCGAUUUAUGCAGAGUCAAACAGUUGUAGAAAAUCAAGUGAAAAAUUGAGGCAUUCUGUAGAAGCGAAGUCUAUGAAAACGUUCGGGAACCAAAAAACUUCCAGCUCUACAACCUCAUCAGAUAAUGAAGUCAUUGAGAUAUCUGAAUCACCAAUCAAGAGGAUCAAUGAAAUCAACAGCAUCAGACUCAAUUCAAAACCUGAGGAAUCAAGUUUGUUGGUUGAAUCCUCAAAAAUAACGAACAGAAACAAUCAACAAAGUCCCAAAGGCCAGAAUUCUCAUAGUUUCAUAAACACAAAUACUUCGAAAGAUGAAAAUAAAGAGCUUCUGAGCACUGGACAAAAGAUCAGCGAUUCAAAAUUCGAUAGUUCCAAAAUGGAUGAGAGUUCCCGAAAAGAAGCUCCAUCGAAUGAAUCAAUAUCCAGAGAAAUCAACGUUUUGCCAACACAAGAUGCUACCAAUGUCAAAAAAAGGAUAACAUUGAAAAGAGUAACUCCGUUUCAUCUACCAAAUUCAAGGGGGAACGAUUCUAAUACGAAAAAUAGUUCGGUAAGAAACAAUGAUUUGCCAAAGUCGAUCGAACCUUUUGAGCCGGUGGCAGGUUGUUCCAAAACACCAGACACUGAGUAUUUCUGUGCACCUAAAAAAAAAAUGCACAAACCCACAUCCGAUGCAUCUUUCGUGACAACGCUUGGAAUCCCAUCAGAGAAUAAGGAGCCUGAUGAAAAACUGGAAACUUCUGAGCAGGAACACCAGGAAAAUGCCAUCAAACCACAUUUGAUCAUGAAAACGAAAGAACCCGCAUCGAUAGAACAGGAUACAUUCGCGACGUUUCUCAGUUUCUGUCUCCAGGUCGAGCGGAGUCCAGAAAUGGAGAAAAUAGUAGCCAAGUUGAAGCGCCAUUACGAUCAACUGAACCCAGCUUAUUCGAGGUCUCGGAUAUUCAGCGAUUUUUUGAACAGUAAACGCGAAAAAAUUCUGGAAAAGGGAAGAAUUUAUUAUUACAUAGGUCAGGUCGCUGACGAGAUGAAAUUCCGACGAAAACAAGCCAAAACCUCAACGACGAUGGAAAAAAAAGCGGUUGAACAUGAGCAAACCAAUGGAAAUGCUGAGUCUUCGAAAGAGAUGAAUGAUGAUUGUAGUGAUCAGCACGAAUCUCGACGACUUCGACGAAAAAUGAAAACCAUUGAAAUGGCUAUGAAAAAGUGUGCCAAACAAAUACAGCGUCUGGAAAUUGCAGAAGUUAAUUUGGAUGACGACAAUGACAGUAACUAUAUUAAACUCGAACGUUACAAGAGUAAAAUGGUCGAGUUGUACGAUAAAUUGUGCGAGUACACCAAUGAACACCCCGAUGCUGGACGAGUCUACUUGCGGCCUAAACAUUUCAGAGUUACACAAAUUCCAUCGAUCAAUCAAGCUAUCAAUAGUUUUAUCAAUUCAAAAUUGUGCAAUCGCAAAAAAGCUAUGAGCUGCAAAUCAUUCAUUAAUGGCCUCAUUUUCCCCGAUUACCUUGAUAUCCUGGAGUGCGUUGGUAAAGUUAACGAUGAUCAGAAUCUUGGUUUGGACAAAAAACGACAACAACAAUUGGCUAAGGAGGCUUUCACAACGCUGGGGAAACAUUUGCAGCAAGCCCGCCAAAACGAUUACUUGGAAACAUUUUGCGAGAAAAUUGAAGAUUCGAAAGAUCCGGCCACGGCAGAUCCAGUUUUGACGAAAAAAUUGUUGGAGAACCAGAAAAUCGCCGAGAAAAAUACUGCCGAGAUCUUCGAGGAGUAUGUGCGAAGACAGGAAGCGAGAAAUGCGGGGGAUCAAGAAAAUUCUAACACCGAGUCUGAACACGACGACGAUGUCGAAGAGGAGGAGGAGGAGGAAGAAGAAGAAGAAGAAGAAGAAGGUGAUGAUGAUAACGACGAUGAUGAACUAAAGUCCAACAGUGAUGUCAGUGAUGCAGAGUUUCCUGACCACGGGGAUGUGGAAAGUUGUGGUGAGAACGAGAAGGAGAAAAACUCGAAAGGGGCCUUGAACACGUUACCUGAAUCGCAAAAUAAACAGAAGUCACUGCAGGAAGACAUCGACAAUAGAGCACCAUUGAUUGAGGUUGAAAAUGUCAUUCACGAAAUCAAUGUCCUCGAGAACAGUAAGAUACCAGUCCAGGAAUUAGAAAAAAUUCCAAACCGAACGAAGGAAACUUCACUCGACAAGGAACCAAAGGAAGUCGAAGUGAAUCAUGAUGAGGACAUUUACGAGGAAGUGAUCGAGAUCUUAGAGACUACACACAAAGUUCAAAACCGAAACAUAGAAAUAAACAAAGACUGCAGCACGGAGGAUCCUAAAAAGGGAGAGGAGAGGUCAAGAAAACCCUCUUGUCUUUCAGCGAGUGAAGGAAAAACUGUUGAUACAAGGCCGGAGAAAAGCGACGAUAUAUCGAAAUUAACGAAUGAGGCGAAGAAACUAUCGAACGGAGACAAUGGAACAAAAACACCGGAAAUGGAAGUAAAUCAUGCCGAAGCUGAUACCAAAGAAGAAGAAGAAGAAGAAGUGGUCGAGCCUGUGAUCGAGCAACCAAAAGUAUUGAGGAUACGAUCGUUUGCAAAACCACCUUCUUCCUGGGCGAGUAGUCAACAAGCGAACGAGGACGAGGCAGCGCCGGUUUUAGGAUCAGCAAUCAGCGAUACAAGCACUGAAACGAUCGACUUGCUUGACGAGGAGUCGGAAACUCUCACCGAGAGUACAUCGGCAGUGCAAAAUUCUCCAAGGAUCGUGAAAAAUGAUUUCACCGGUAUAAACGCCCAGAUUCCGAGGACGGAAAAGUUUGUCGUAAAAGUAAGUCGUACAAUAGGAGAGCAUCCUACAAGCGUAAGAAAGAAUCAAUCAAGCAUAAUUAUACGAUCACCGAACAAAUCAGCCUCGAAUCAGCUACCGGAAAUAACGAAAUUGACUCCCAAUGAAGAGUUUGCAAUGCAAAAGAAUAUCGCAAUAGCGUCAAACAUCCGGUCAUCUCCCAGCAAUAGCGAAAUGUUCCGAAACCACAUCAAGCACGGUCCAACAGAUCAGAAUUCCAUCGCGGUAGCACCGAAUUCUAAACGUUAUCCCGGAACGACGGCGCAACCCACCCAAAAUCGUCCUCAGCAAAAAUCACCGUUUCGAAAAAGCGCAGUGACAGCGCCAGCUCUCAAAGUGCAUAUCGUCGGUGGACAAUUAUCAGACAACCAUCCCCAGCAAAUAUUGGUGCGAAAGCACAUUAAGAUAGCGCCAAGUACGAAAACGCCUUGCGGGAAGAGUCAAGUUUACCGACAACACAAUUCAUCGGUGCAAAAACCGAUCGCGAUAGCACCGAGUAUGAAAAUAUUGCCUGGAAAUGAUGGCCGACUAUCAGUAAAUUGUCUUCAGCAAAGUUCUUCAGUACAGAAAGAAUCCGCGUCAGCAUCAGUAGCCCCCCGAAAAAGUCAAAUCUACCAGAAUCGUUCCCUGCCAAAUUUAUUGGUGCAAAGGUAUGUCCCGCCGGUCCGAAAUGUCAGAACAAAUUCCGGAAAAAACCAGUCUUUCCAAAAUCGCUUUAACGUUAACUCAUCAGUGCAGAAGAACGUUGCGAUAGUGCGAAACCCGAAAGCAUCUCUCUGCAAAAUCCAAUCGUCCCAAAAUCGGCACCACCAAAAUUCAUCGGUGCAGAAAUAUCCGACGAUAUUGCGAAAUCAAAAAACUUUUCUCGGAAAAAGCCAAUCGUUUCAAAACCGCUUUCAUGAGAAUUCGUCAACACUGAAGCAGACCGCGCCAGUAGCGGUUCCGAAAGCGAGUACUGGGAAUAGCCCAUCAUCCCCAAAUGUGUCGCGACAGACAAUACUCAGUUCACCGGUGACUACAAAAGUGAAGACUAAAAAUUGUCCGCACGCUAUCCAAUUGCGUCAUGAGUUGUCAACUCUCCGUCAAGUGUCCUCGUUGAACAAUCCUCAAAGUAUUGCUACUAAAGUUCCGAAUUUUCCAAAUAAUAUGCAAACCGUACCAAUUGAAAAGUUGAAAUCUGUUAAACUGGCCAACAAUAAUGAUCAAACGAAAAUCAGUAGGAAUAAUCUCUUCGAGGCAAACAACAAUAAUAAAAAUAAUCAACCGAGAGCCAGCAACAAGAUUAUUUUAAUGAAAGCCAAUAAUAGUAAUAAUAAUAAUAAUAAUAAUAAUAAUAAUAAUAAUAAUAAAAAUAAUAAGUCGACAGCAAUCAUGGCCCAAAAUUUGAGAGCGUUGAAACCAGAAUCGUCCAUAAAUACGACGAAUCCGAUGCGGCCUGAUUCGCAGCCUCUCCAGCAGUGUCGACUGCAACAAAAGCCCAUUAAAUCUCCGCCGAUAGUAAAAUUGCGAGUUUCACCUAAUUCACAAAUUCUACAUUCUGUUCAACAGCAAUUAAAGAACGUAUCAAAGGCGACGAUUCGUCCGCUGGGAGUUCCCUCGAUACAGGCGCAAGGGAUAACAUUGAAAAAUCCACGAUUAAUAAAAUUGCCUGGAAAUUCAACGGUGGCCGCUGCUGGUGCUCGUUCGAUCGACCCUCCUCAAGUUCAAAACGCGUUGCAAGCAUCACCACGAUUGCCGAAUUCUUCGAACAUUCUGAAAACUGCCCAAGCCAUCAACUGGCAGCCUGUACAACAAAAAACAAACUGUGCAUUGAAGCCACACGCGAGUAACAACUCACCACUCACUUAUCAACAGCAACAAAACCUCAAACAUGCGGGAGAGAAAUACUUAUGGAUGCUGUACAACAACAACAACAACCGCCGAACAAAUGAUUAGCUUAGCUUUUCGUUAAUAUUAGCUUAGAUUAUAAACCAAGAAAAGGCGAGCAAAACUAAGAGUGAGAGUGAACAAGGUGGAGCGUAAUGAGCGAAAUACUUGAUUAUUUUUAUCAAAAGUUUGAGUUUAUUGUUUAACCUUCACACAAAUAUAUGUGCAUAUAUAUGA